This is a messenger RNA of Calidris pugnax (ruff), 1633 nucleotides long. It is a transcript of the gene DDOST, whose product is annotated as dolichyl-diphosphooligosaccharide--protein glycosyltransferase subunit (non-catalytic). Gene Ontology annotation, cellular component: oligosaccharyltransferase complex; endoplasmic reticulum membrane. Lineage: Eukaryota; Metazoa; Chordata; Aves; Charadriiformes; Scolopacidae. The coding region runs from base 26 to 1330 and encodes 434 amino acids. The record is from RefSeq and is a predicted model, not a curated record. The transcript has 11 exons.
GGGAAGCUUGGCGCCGGCGAGCAAGAUGGCGGCGGCCGCGCUCCGUCUGUGGUGGCUCCUGGCGGUGGUGGCGGCCGGGGCUGAGGCGGGGCCCCGCACCCUGGUGCUGCUGGAGAAUGGCAACCUGCGCGACACGCACUCGCUCUUCUUCCGCAGCCUGGCGGACAGGGGCUUCGACCUCACUUUCCGGACGGCGGAUGACGCGGGCCUGUCCCUGAUAAAAUAUGGAGAAUUUCUCUAUGACAACUUGAUCAUCUUCUCACCAUCCAUAGAAGAUUUUGGUGGAAACAUCAACGUGGAGACCAUCACCGCUUUCAUCGACGGCGGUGGCAGCGUCCUUGUCGCCGCCAGCUCGGACAUCGGCGACCCGCUGCGAGAGCUGGGCAGCGAGUGCGGCAUCGAGUUUGAUGAGGAACGGACAGCGGUCAUCGACCACCACAACUAUGAUAUAUCCGACCCCGGCCAGCACACGCUCAUCGUCGCGGACACUGAAAACCUCCUGAAGGCCCCCACCAUCGUGGGGAAGGCGGCGCUGAACCCCAUCCUUUUCCGAGGGGUCGGGAUGGUGGCUGACCCUGACAACCCGCUGGUGCUGGACAUCCUGACGGGCUCUUCCACCUCCUACUCCUUCUUCCCAGAUAAGCCCAUUACUCAGUACCCACACGCGGUGGGGAAGAACACCCUCCUGAUCGCGGGGCUGCAGGCCCGGAACAACGCCCGCGUUGUUUUCAGCGGUUCCCUGGAUUUCUUCAGCGAUGCCUUCUUCAAUUCCGCCGUGCAGAAAGCUACCCCGGGCUCCAAGAGGUACUCGCAGACGGGUAAUUACGAGCUGGCCGUGGCCCUGUCCCGCUGGGUGUUCAAGGAGGAGGGAGUGCUGCGGGUGGGAGCCGUGUCCCACCACCGCGUGGGGGAACUGGCACCUCCCAACGCCUACACCGUCACCGACCUGGUGGAGUACAGCAUCGUCAUCGAAAAGCUUUCCGACGGCAAGUGGGUCCCCUUCGACGGAGACGACAUUCAGCUGGAGUUUGUCCGCAUCGAUCCCUUCGUGAGGACCUUUCUGAAGAGGAACGGUGGCAAAUACAGCGUGCGGUUCAAGCUGCCGGACGUCUACGGGGUGUUUCAGUUCAAGGUGGAUUAUAACCGGCUGGGCUACACCCACCUCUACUCCUCUACCCAGGUCUCGGUGCGGCCCCUCCAGCACACCCAGUACGAGCGGUUCAUCCCCUCGGCCUACCCCUACUACGCCGGCGCCUUCUCCAUGAUGGUUGGACUCUUCAUGUUCAGCAUCGUCUUCCUGCACAUGAAGGAGAAGGAAAAAUCCGACUGAGCUGCCCCCCCGGGGGGAAGCAGGAACGGCCCCUUCCCCGGUGCCGCCACAGGGGAACCCCCUCCGUAACCCCAUGAGGACUGGUAGGUGCCAGAGACUGUGGAAUCGCCGUUGGGUCUUGUUUUUUUAAGUUUUACACGGUUUUUGGGGGGGAUUAAUAGGGAAGAAAAUGAAAUUUUGGGGAAGUGUCUGCAAACCCGGAGCUGUGACCUUGAGGAGUCGGGGCUGUUUGUCUCCUCGGGAUGAUUUUGGUUGGAGAUUUCGAUGCCUUUUUCCGAAAUAAAGUCUCGUUCCUCUCCUGGA